AUGCUUCACAACAGCGCUGAAACCUUGGCCAGCCUCUGCGAGACCACCUCUUCCAGCACAUCCGAAGGUACCGGCUCGUGCCAGCCGUCCAGCCAGUCGGGUCGGACUGUCAGCUCAGGUCCGAGCAGUCCCCUUCUGAGGCCAAUUCGAGAUCGUCUGGCGGCACCAGACAAGCCCGAGGAUGUGGCGCAGGCAAUGGCCAGUUGGGGAUCCACUGUCCACGACUCGUACGCCCUCAUCGAGAAGCCCAGUCUUCCAGCCAAGUUGGGUAGGUCGAGAGUCGCUUCAGGACAGACGCUGGACGAAGCGAGGGCAGAACCUGUCGCCAGACCCCCGCGACGCACCAUCCCAGUCCCCAGGCGGGUAUUUGUUGCUGUGCGCUCUGGCCGGGUACAGCUCUUCUUGACUCCGCCGGUAAGACAUAGUCCAGAGGCCACCUCGUCUGAUUGGAUCUGA
Molecule: messenger RNA, 456 nt
Organism: Protopolystoma xenopodis
Lineage: Eukaryota; Metazoa; Platyhelminthes; Monogenea; Polystomatidea; Polystomatidae
Source: the annotation of a GenBank genome assembly